AAGGUAUUUAAGGGGUGCGUAGCAUAGAUUUAAAAAAAUCGUUGAAAGGAAAACGACGGUAAUCUACAUGUAACUGUUUCUGUAAAUGCGAUUUGCGUUGCGCAAUUCAACGUCAUUUGUGUACAGUCCAUCCUAUAAGUAUUCGUACUUUUCUAAGUCUAUCGAAGAAAUUUGCCUAAAUUAAAUAACAGGUUUAACGUUCACGAAUUAACUUUUCGUUUGCUAUGACAUAACUCGAGUCCCUGGUGGUUUUUAUUUUAUUUUUUAAAUUUUCAAAUUACACUUUUUUAGAAAGUUAUGAAUACACGUACAAGCCAGAGUACUUGGUUCAGCGAUUAUAAUUUGUAUUAUCAAAGGUCGAUACAAUUUGAUUUUCUGAAGCGCUCUAAGAAGCUUCGUCCUCUGCGCGUUGUAUUGGCACCACUAUAUUAUUUACUGAUACUACUUUCAACAAUACCGGUACCUGCUUUCGAGGAAUGCGAAACGUUAGAGGGAUUAAAGGCCGGGAAAAUCACAUGACAUAUUUGUGUCAGAUAAGAGUAGUCAUUAAUUAGUCGACUGGUUAUCAAUCGGCUCGAACAAUUAUCGUGGAUUUUGGUUUUCUGUCGAUACACACAGGAAUGUACCGUUGCGAGCUAAAUGUGAUAAGAUGUUAUACAAUCAGUCUGAUAAAUAUAAAGACAAGUUUGAUGUUUUCAAAUAAAUGAUUUAUUAUAAAUACGUACAUGAAAAACGAUAAAAUCUCGAUUCGAUGUGCGAACGGCAUAAUGUUAAUAAAAAUAAAAAUAAAAAAGGAAAAGUAAUUCAAGACACAAUAAUUUUGAUCAGAUCAUGGAUACGCUGUACCCCAAUCUGUACGAGAGAUUCAAAAGCGAGGGUCUAUGUCCGAUCUGCCUGAUGGAGAUGGAACUCGCGCCCCGUUACACCUGCGAAAAUCAGCACACGAUCUGCUACCGUUGCAAGCCCUAUUAUUACUCCUGUCCCACCUGCCUAUCGCCAUUUAGCGUGGAGAUGCCAGCUUCUCAUGUCAGUGCGUCUUACGUACCGCCACCCACUCAUUACCUGCCUCAUCCAUUUCCGCCGAAAUUCCACGACUACAAUCCGAGUGCACCGUCGGAUGAUUUUCUCGGCCAAGAGAGAACCAGGUAUCCACCUACGCCGCACGAGGAUCAGGAACCGAGGUCUUGCUCGUAUACUGAUCUAGGAUGCUGGGUGAAAGUACCGGAACACUUGGCAGAUCUGCACGAAUCUCGAUGUCAAUUUCGGCCUCACUUAGAGGAAGAGAGCCUUCCCACGGACGUGGCACAUAUACACGACGACUUGGUCGAGUGCAAACAUCGGAUCGUCGGCUGUAAAGUGAAGACGUCGCCCUGGAGAAUAGCCAUUCACGAGAAUUACUGCGCUUACAAGGCCCGUUUCGAGGCGAUCAGCGACAUCGCCGAGACGUUGGACCACGUAACCAUCACGGACGACUGCCACGGCGAUUCGGAGGAAUUGGUGGAGUGCAAGUUCAGAAAGUACGGCUGCAUGGUCAACAUGCCCAGAAGACGGAAACAUUUGCACCAGGAGAAGUGCAAUUAUAAAAAAUAUUAUCGAGAGGACGACGAUUCCGUCCACUCGUCCGAAAGCGAGUACGAACCUGACGAGCAAGUCGCUUGCAUAUGGGCCGAACAUGGCUGCAGAGUGAGACCCAAACGCAGUCGCGCGGAGCAACACCAAGAAAAGUGUAAUUACAGAAUGGAGGAAUGCACCUUCAAAGAUAAUGGAUGCUCCGCUGUGUUCCAUCCGUCCAGAAAGUACGCUCACGAGAGAACCUGCGAGUUCUGUGAUUAAAUUUUCACGUUUAAAUUAAAAUGCUUUCGAACGACGUGAAUUAUUGCAAGGAAUUAUUUCGUCGAUGUUCGCACGAAAUGAUAAAAAUAUACUGUCGGCUUAGAGGGCGAAAUAAAACUUUACGACCAGUGCUCGAGACCGGAACGAGUAUUAUGUCAAAGGCUUCUUUUUAGAAAAUUGUGAAUCAUGAGACGUGAAUAUGAAAGGAUUAUGCUGAUUUAUGAUUCGGAGUUAUAAUGUUCAGUUUACCGUUUCAUUCGUUAAAAUCACUCUACUUUAUUCGAAAAUAUUCAAAUUUGAAUAUUUUAUAGAUGUUUCACUGCCAGGAAUGAACUUUGAAUAUUAUUAUUCGAAUAUUAAAUGAAAAUGAAGUAUAAGAUAUUCUCGAAUAUUUAAAAUAUUAAUUAUUUUAAUUAUAUCUGUCAAAUAUUUGAAUCAUUGAGAUUUCCUAAUAUUUAAUCACAAACAAAAUCGAUGAGUUGUCUCAGCUAUGCACUCAUUAUCGACGAUAGUUUUGUAGCUAUUAGGGUGAACCAAAACUUCGUGCAUAUUUUAUGUUGUUUCAGUUUGUGCAAUUUUUAAAAGUCAUUAAGAAUACUUUGUAUGCAAGUGUUAUAUUUUGUAGCUUUUGAAAAGCUCUUUCAUAUUUAAUUACUAGCUACAUGAAUUUAUUGGUCGUUUAAUAUUUUUUCGUUUUAGUAAAAUUAUGAACGAUUUUGAGAUUCGAGUAGCAAAGAAAAUAUUAUAUUCAGUUGUCAAUGAUUCGAUUCAAUUUUCCAAGGUGUUACUAAAACGAAAAAAAAAAUAAACGAUCAAUAAAUUAAUGUAGCUAAUAAUUAAAUAUGAAAGAGCUUUUCAAAAGCUACUAAAUGACAUAUAAUACUUGCAUAUAAAGUAAUUUGAAAAGACUCAGACAACAUAAACAACGCACAAACUUUUGGUUCAACCUAAUAUCUACAUAGAAUAUCGAUGAAUAAACUGUGUAUUAAAAAUUAAUUCUCAACAUUGUUCAAUAUGUAUAUUGUAACUGGAAUAAGCGAUAAAUCGAUUUGCUUGCAUUGUUUGUGAAGUGCUCCCUUAAGCUUCCUAAGAUAUUAGAACUAAACGAGUCACACGUUCUCCUUCGAUGUUUACGAGGUGCUGUGAAAUAGUGUAGUGAUAUAUUUUUAAAUCCAAUAAAGUUCCUAGGGAAAUAAAAAUCUGCUGCUUUAGCUAAAACCCUUUUACCGCCUGGCGACGUCCAUAACCGUUCUUAUGGUUCAUAAUCGAAGCUUUAUUUAUGUGGAGCGUUUCGUAAUACGCGACGUGGCGUUCUUAAUCUUCCUGGCGCAUAACGGGAAGACGUACAAGCUGCCUUGGUACUUGGAAGUAUCGAUUCGCAUCCAGGCGCACAUUGUUCGCGAAGACAGUUCAAGCACAUUGAAUACCGCGCUAUUAAUUAAGUUACCAUUAAUUAGGUUACCAUGAAGAAAGUUUAUCCGAACCGUGCCCGAGCUAACCGUACCGAGUAAUUACGAAAUUAUUUCGGAAAUUGAUCUUAAAUCCACAUCCCUAAUUACAGUAUUCACGGAUAAAUUAUCGCAUUCUAACUUCCUCAGUUUGAAAUUUAAUGGUAUGGUAUUUAUUGGUAGAAUAUAUUUUGCGUACAUAUUUUUUAUAUGUUUUAUACAGUCGAUUCCACAAGUGUUCGUGCCUUUUAUGUCCACUGGAAAAACAUGUCCAAAAUGAACGACAGGUUUGAUGUUUUUAAAUGAAUGUUUCACUUAUUAUUUGGGUAUUAAUUGAAAAUGAAGUGUAAAGAGAACGACGAUGAAAGAUGAACUUAAUGAAAGAUGACCUGCAUACGACCCUUGAUUCACAGCCAACCCUAAUUUAAUACUUUACUGAUCGGUAGCCUAUUAAUCGUCUCUUUUCCAUGACAAGCAAUACUUUCUUAUUUAUUACUGAGAUAGUACGACCUCAUUGUACACUUCCAUUAUUACGCGAAUCAUGAAAUAUUAUACAAAUAAAAUUCAUAAAACGAUUGUAA
Molecule: messenger RNA, 3862 nt
Organism: Hylaeus anthracinus
Lineage: Eukaryota; Metazoa; Arthropoda; Insecta; Hymenoptera; Colletidae
Exons: 2
Coding region: 832-1833 (333 amino acids)
Biological process (GO): multicellular organism development; proteasome-mediated ubiquitin-dependent protein catabolic process
Cellular component (GO): cytoplasm
Molecular function (GO): ubiquitin conjugating enzyme binding; ubiquitin protein ligase activity
Source: RefSeq, a predicted model, not a curated record